Messenger RNA from Paraphaeosphaeria sporulosa, 1587 nucleotides. RefSeq lists its product as uncharacterized. The transcript is spliced from 3 exons. Bases 1 to 1587 code for a protein of 528 amino acids. The record is from RefSeq and is a predicted model, not a curated record. Lineage: Eukaryota; Fungi; Ascomycota; Dothideomycetes; Pleosporales; Didymosphaeriaceae.
AUGUCUUCAGAAAAUGUCACCAAGGUGUUUUCCUCGCUACCAACUGUCUUUGACUUUGCGGACUGGCUGUCAACACAAGGGAGAGUGUCGUCCGACAACGAGCUCUUCAUCGAUCUUCUCCAGCGCGUACGACAUGAUGUCACCGAAGCCUCGCGGCUCUAUACAUCACAAGCUGUCGUGGAUUACCUUGAAUCAUGGCCCGACAAAAGGACCUAUAUCGACAAGGUUCUACAAGAUAUCGAAAGAGUUCUUAAUGAUAUAGGCCAGUUCGUAGAGGCCGUGCGGGUAUCCGGGGAUGACGGCAGCACGGUCAGUCUGCGGCGCAAGUUUCAGUGGGCAAUUUCGCACCAGAAGAAGCUCAGGAGCAAACAGCAAUUGCUCACGAUAUGUCACCAAAGCCUGAUGCCUGCCGUACAGCUGAUGCAGACCGUUGAGAUGAAUGCGACAUUCGAUCCCAUCCACGAGCUGCCGGAUCGGCCUUGGGUUGGAGACACCGUCAGCGGUUUUCUCAAAAGUCCUCGUUCCAGACAGAAAUCAAAGUUCGCCCAGAGGAAUUCGUCUGUGCCCAGCAUCACACUUUCAGAGCCAGACCUGAAGGAUGACAAGUUUGCACACCCGUACCAGCAUAUACUUGCCGAGCUUCCAGGAAGCACUCCAGAUGAUCUUCAUCGUCAAUCUCUGGAUUUAUACGCGGGUUCUCGAAAGUCACGAAGCAAUUCCAUGGAAGAAGUGCUCCAAGCAUCCGCGAGACAGAGCAACAUGCGUUCUACCCUUGAAAGUGAUGUGGUCGAAGAAAGUCGUAGACCGAUGACAGCAGAUGCAGACGUUGCUGCAGCUCCUCGACGAUCUCCCCCAAAAUCCCCGUCGACUCGCAGAUCUGUUGACCAGGUCCGGCCUUCGCUCUCCUUCUUCGAUAACAGAGCUCGCGCAUCUUUCGAUUCAGCUCGACCUCGAGCGUACUCAGAGCAGAUGCGACCUCAGCGAUCCUUCGAGAUGAGGAGCCGCCUAUCAUACGAUCAAGUGCGACCUCUGCCCACUGUGACCGAGCGGCCCAUUGAGCGCUUCAACUCGACCGCAUCCGUUGCUGUCGGCGACGCUAUCAGCAUACCACUCAUGCAUAUGAGAUAUCAGACGAGACACAUUAAUGUUCGCAAGCCGCCUGUCAAACAAAAUUCACUGCCGUCCACGCUGCCCUCCUUUCCAAGCCAGACGUCGUUGAUGGAUGAUCUCAACAUCGGUCACAUCAUCACCGACCGUCCCAAACUCACCUACCAGCUGUCCAACAAUGCCACUGGACGCCUCAGGAUGCAGCAUGGAGAAAACAUCAACCGACCCUUCGCUGAUUCUCAGAUCCAUCCCAGUUCUACCUUCGAGGCCAGCGCCAGCGCCACCAUCAUUGAACCUACCCCCAUCUAUAAACCCAAAGAUACCAUUUUCACAGAAAUCCGAGCCAGAUGCGAUACCACACCUUGUACAGAAUCAGAGUUCUCAGAGAUCUAUACCAGCGAUGUCUUCAUCACCAUCUUCGGAAACAGAUUUAAUACCAUACUCAAAGGCGAACGAGAGUCUGCAAAGAGCACCCAGUGA